GAGCGAGUGAGUGCAACUCUGUAGAGAAGGAAGGCGAAUAGGCGAAGUAACUAAAAAUCUGCCGUACAUUAUGUGAUGUAAAUUUUGAAAAUUUAACAAAAUGGUAUUGUAAAAGUCUAAUAGGACAGUAGUAUUUUCAUUUUAAUUGUGUCAUAGUGAUAUUGUUUUGACUAUAAAACUUAUAACUUUGUCUAUCGUUGGUAAAGUGAAAGAGUUCAGUGCGAGUGCAAGGGUGGUAGUAACGAGAAAUGUGAAUUACCUAUGAAGUUCAGGAUUUUAAGGCCGUUUAUUUUAUACCUUUAAUAAUGAGCGGACGCCCUAGGACCACGUCGUUCGCCGAGGGCAGCAAAUCCGUUCGAAAAACAUUCGAUAAUCAACCACCGAAACCACCACCUCUAGGAGGCGUAAAAAUUAGCAGCGACGUGGAUACUCCUAAAAAAACCGAGCUGGCUACGGAUAAGAAGGCUGCCUCCUCGCAUCGCAAGGACGGCUCGAAGGUGACGACUGUAGUGGCAACGCCGGGACAAGGCCCGGAUCGGCCACAAGAAGUUAGCUAUGCGGACAUGAAGCUCAUCGGUAAUGGCAGCUUCGGCGUCGUUUACCAGGCCAAACUAUGUGACACCGGCGAACUUAUUGCGAUCAAAAAGGUGCUCCAAGACAAAAGGUUUAAGAAUCGAGAGCUUCAAAUCAUGCGACGAUUGGAACAUUGUAAUAUUGUGAAAUUGAAAUACUUCUUUUAUUCUAGUGGAGAAAAGGCGGCAGUGCCCGCAGCAGUGAGCGCAAUGUUAAACGCAAUGCAGUCUCUUGAAGUUGAAAAGGAUGAAGUGUACCUGAAUUUGGUGCUGGAGUACAUACCAGAAACUGUGUAUAAAGUGGCUCGUCACUACUCCAGAGAUGAACAAACUAUACCAAUUAGUUUUAUAAAGCUAUAUAUGUACCAGUUGUUCAGAAGCCUCGCGUACAUCCAUUCGCUGGGCAUCUGCCACCGGGACAUAAAACCUCAAAACUUACUGCUAGACCCGAAAACAGGCGUGCUCAAGCUAUGCGACUUCGGCUCAGCGAAGCACCUCGUACGCGGGGAACCUAAUGUCUCCUACAUAUGCUCACGAUAUUACCGUGCUCCUGAACUCAUUUUUGGCGCCAUAGAUUAUACCACUAAAAUAGAUGUUUGGAGUGCGGGUUGUGUAGUUGCAGAAUUGCUUUUGGGUCAGCCAAUAUUCCCGGGCGACUCUGGUGUUGAUCAGCUGGUGGAGAUAAUCAAGGUUCUAGGCACGCCAACACGAGAACAAAUACGAGAGAUGAAUCCGAACUACACAGAAUUCAAGUUUCCACAAAUCAAAAGUCACCCUUGGGCGAAGGUGUUCCGCGCAUGCACGCCGCCGGACGCGAUCUCGCUGGUGUCGCGGCUGCUGGAGUACACGCCGGGCGCGCGACUGUCGCCGCUGCAGGCGUGCGCGCACAGCUUCUUCGACGAGCUGCGCGAGCCCGCCGCGCGCCUGCCCAACGGCCGCUCGCUGCCACCGCUCUUCAAUUUCACCGAAUACGAGCUCGCCAUCCAGCCCUCGCUCAACGACUUCCUCAAGCCGCGCGUCGCGCCCGCCGCCGAACAUGACUCUGCGGCCGCCGGCGCAUCUGCCGCACAGCCGCCCGACCACGACGCGCAAGGCGAGAACGCGGCGAGCGGGCCCAGCGGCGGCUCCCCGGGCGCGUCGUAGGCGACCGGCGCGGCGACCG
Molecule: messenger RNA, 1734 nt
Organism: Achroia grisella
Lineage: Eukaryota; Metazoa; Arthropoda; Insecta; Lepidoptera; Pyralidae
Gene: sgg
Product: glycogen synthase kinase-3 beta
Exons: 11
Coding region: 306-1715 (469 amino acids)
Biological process (GO): negative regulation of canonical Wnt signaling pathway; protein phosphorylation; signal transduction
Cellular component (GO): cytosol; axon; cytoplasm
Molecular function (GO): protein serine/threonine kinase activity; ATP binding
Source: RefSeq, a predicted model, not a curated record